UAGGACUAAACAUAUUUUCGUAAGACAACAUAGUAAAAUGUUCUUACAAAUUAACAAUUUCAAACACAAAUCCAUAUAAAGACUCUUUAAAAGGAAACUCACCACCAUUGUAGCUAGACAAAUCUCUCAAAUCCUCGUCAUAACAGCAAGCAAAUAGGCUAAGCGUAUCAUACUGAUCAGGGUUCUGAUUUAGAUUUUUUAGCUAGAGAGAGAGAUGAAUUUGAGUGAUUUAAACAAAGUAUGGGAAAUCAAAGCCCUAAAAAAACCAGGAGAAGAGGAAGCCAGAAGGAUGUUAGACAAAAUAGCCAAACAGGUGCAGCCCAUCAUGCGUAAACACAAUUGGCGUGUCAAGCUUCUCUCUGAAUUCUGUCCAAACAACCGGUCUCUUCUGGGAUUAAAUGUAGGAGGUGGGGUGCAUGUGAAGUUGAGGCUUCGGAGACCAAACAGGGAUUUGGAUUUCUUUCCAUUCCAUCAGGUUCUUGAUACAAUGCUUCAUGAGCUUUGCCAUAAUGUUCAUGGUCCCCACAACGCCAACUUUUACAAGCUCUGGGAUGAACUCAGAAAGGAGUGCGAAGAGUUGAUUUUCAAGGGAAUCACUGGCACAGGAGAGGGUUUUGAUCUUCCAGGGAGGCGUUUGGGUGGGUUUUCCUGCCAACCUGCUCUGUCAUCUCUUCGCAAAACUGCCCUAGCUGCUGCGGAAAAGAGGGCGAAAUUAGGAUCCAUGCUGCCAUCUCAGCCUAAAAGGCUUGGAGGUGAUAGUACCAUCAUGGCUGCACUCAGUCCAAUACAAGCUGCUGCAAUGGCUGCGGAAAGGAGGUUGCAGGAUGAGAUAUGGUGUGGUUCUCUGUUGGCUGAGACUGAUGAGACCUCUGGUGAUGGAGAAACUAGCUCUGAUAUUGCAGAAAACCCUGUAUCUAUGGGGGAAUUUACAGAAAGCUCAAGGUUACAUAACUGUAGAAAAAGAGGUUGUGAAUCAAAUGACAGAACAGCUUGUUUAUCUUCCAAUGGACAUUCAGUUUCAGAUUCUAAUUUUGUGGAUUUAUCCAAAGAUGCUUCAACAUCUGGGUCUAUGCUCGAUCAUGGCACCAACCUUAGAAAAAAAAUUUGCAAUUCAUAUAAGGAUCCAUUUCCUGAUACUACUACCCACAUAGAAGGUAGUUUCAUUGAUUUAACGAGUGAUUCAAUUUUUGGAUCCACAACUAAUCUCGAUACAAGACAUGUUCUAGAGGCACCUCCUUUAACCAGUGAUUCAUCCUUUGGUUCCAUAUGUAAUUGUGAUACAGCACAUACUCCAGAGGCAUCUUCUUUGUGGGAGUGUGGAACCUGCACACUACUGAAUCCACAACUAGCCCCAAUAUGCGAGCUUUGUGGCGCACAAAAGCCCAAAGAUGCCAGCACCAAGAACAAAAUCUGGUCCUGCAAAUUCUGUACUUUGGAGAACUGUCUGAAGUUGGACAGAUGCUUAGCAUGUGGUCAAUGGAGAUAUUCAAAUGGUCCACCAGUGUCAACUCGUGCUCCCAACCUUGGCACCUGAGGCGUGCUCCCAACCUUGGCACCUGAGGGACUUUUUGGAGCAGCCAUGUUUCCUACGACUUGGUGUCUUUUUGUAUCUUUUGGAGCAGCCAUAUCCAAAUUCAAAUUUCCUCUUGUUCUCCAUAGCAAUCGUGAGAAUCACUUGUUUGAAGGGUUAAGUAGCAAUUUAAAGUUCAAAUUGAAUGAAUAGAAUGGGAAAAAUCAACCAGCAAAUAUGAAAACAAAUGUGGAAUUUCGCCCU
This is a messenger RNA of Populus trichocarpa (black cottonwood), 1774 nucleotides long. RefSeq lists its product as uncharacterized. The record is from RefSeq and is a predicted model, not a curated record. The transcript has 5 exons. NCBI's taxonomy places the organism in Eukaryota, Viridiplantae, Streptophyta, Magnoliopsida, Malpighiales, Salicaceae. The coding region runs from base 215 to 1534 and encodes 439 amino acids.